AUGACCUUGGAAGGUGAGAACGAAAAGGCCAAAAACACGUCUAUCCAAGAAUACCCUUCUGUAGAGGAAAGCAACGCGACUCUUGGAAAUGAUGCCCCAAGAACUCCGGGGAUAGACUAUCCCAGUGGCCUCCGCCUCAUCUCUCUGAUUGUCGGGCUUGGUCUCGCUGUACUCUUAGUUGCGCUCGACAACACAAUCAUUGCGACUGCUAUACCUCGGAUUUCCGAUGACUUCAAGUCUCUUGACGACAUAGGAUGGUACGGCUCAUCCUACCUCCUAACAACAUGCGCUUUCCAACUCCUGUUCGGGAAAUUAUACACCUUGUUCAACAUAAAAUGGGUUUUCAUUGCGGCAAUGGUUCUUUUUGAGGUCGGCUCGGCCAUUUGCGGAGCUGCGCCGACGUCUGAGGCGCUCAUCGUCGGACGUGCCAUCGCAGGAUUGGGAUCUGCUGGUAUAUUCCAAGGUGCCAUUAUCAUUAUCGCUUAUUCUGUUCCCCUCGACAAAAGACCCUUGUACAACGGCAUGUUUGGAUCUGUUUAUGGCGUUGCAUCUGUUAUUGGACCACUGCUGGGAGGAGCAUUCGUUGACCAUGUUACUUGGCGAUGGUGCUUCUACAUCAACCUACCCGUAGGUGCCGUCGCCAUGCUUGCCGCAAUAAUGACCGUUCGUAUCCCGAAGCAAAAGGACCCUUCUCAAAGGUCCUCAUGGAUAUCCUAUGUGAGCGAUCUGGAUCCCAUUGGCACAGUUUGUUUCCUUCCUGGUGUAGUAUGCCUAUUACUUGCUCUCCAGUGGGGGGGAACAAAGUAUCCUUGGAGUUCCGGCAAGGUCAUAGGUCCUCUUGUCCUCAGCACUGUACUCCUCGCAGCCUUUGUUGCUGUCCAGGUAUGGAAAGGAGACAAGGCAACAGUACCGCCUCGGAUCAUGCGCCAGAGGACAGUUGUAUCUGCGAGUGUCUUUACUCUCCUCCUCAGUGCUGCAUAUUUCGCCAUCGUCUUUUACAUACCCAUAUGGUUCCAAGCUAUCAAAGGCGUUUCUGCUAUCAAGUCAGGAAUUAUGUGUCUGCCCAUGAUUCUGUCAGUAGUCAUUUUUUCGCUUGUGGCAGGUGGAGGAGUUACCGCCAUCGGGCAUUAUGUACCCUUUGCUUAUGCCAGCAGUAUCUUGACCGCCAUUGGAGCGGGCCUAAUCACAACCUUUGAGACGGACACUGGCCAUCCUAAAUGGAUCGGAUAUCAAUUCUUGUUCGGGGCAGGAGUUGGUUGUGGUAUCCAGCUGGGUAUCAUCGCCUCCCAGGUUGUUCUGCAAGAAGCUGAUAUUCCUACUGGAACUGCCAUUAUCACGCUCUGCCAAAUGUUGGGAGGUGCGAUAUCUAUAUCAGCUGCUCAAAGUAUCUUUGGUAAUCUCCUUGGGCAUGGAAUUUCACAAACGGUAGGAGAGGAUUUAAAUAUCGUCACACAAGUUGGAGCUACGGAUCUGAAGGACGUUGUUGAUCCUCGGUUUUAUGCCAGAGUUUUGGAGGCUUACAACAGUGCACUGACGGAAACGUGGUAUCUCUCGGUGGCCCUGGCUGCACUGUCCAUUGUUGGAGUUAUUGGUAUGGAAUGGAAGAGUGUUAAGAGGCUAGCCGCAGCUAAGUAG
This is a messenger RNA of Fusarium fujikuroi IMI 58289, 1635 nucleotides long. RefSeq names its product probable DHA14-like major facilitator; ABC transporter. Bases 1 to 1635 code for a protein of 544 amino acids. Gene Ontology annotation, molecular function: transmembrane transporter activity. The transcript is spliced from 4 exons. The record is from RefSeq and is a predicted model, not a curated record. Lineage: Eukaryota; Fungi; Ascomycota; Sordariomycetes; Hypocreales; Nectriaceae. Gene Ontology annotation, biological process: transmembrane transport.